Messenger RNA from Cololabis saira (Pacific saury), 1005 nucleotides. RefSeq lists its product as uncharacterized. NCBI's taxonomy places the organism in Eukaryota, Metazoa, Chordata, Actinopteri, Beloniformes, Belonidae. The annotation marks the transcript as partial. The record is from RefSeq and is a predicted model, not a curated record. The transcript has a single exon.
UACAUGCAGCCGUUGGGAAGUAUAAUCCAGAAUCACGGCAUACACUUUCAUUGUUAUGCUGAUGAUACGCAGCUCUACUUGUCUAUGAAGCCGGAUGAAACAGAACCGUUAGUUAAACUUCAGGCAUGUCUUAGGGACAUCAAGGACUGGAUGUCCAGAAAUUUCCUGCUUCUAAAUUCAGAUAAAACAGAGGUUAUCAUUCUUGGUCCAGAGCAUCUUAGGAAGGGAUUAGAUGGUGUUGCGAUGGCUUCCAGUGCAACUGUGAGAAACCUUGGUGUUAUUUUCGAUCAGGAUUUGUCGUUUAAACCAUAUGUCAAUCAGGUUUGUAAAAUAGCCUUUUUCCAUCUCCGUAAUAUUGCAAAGAUUAGGAAAAUCCUCUCGCAGAGUGAUGCAGAAAAACUAGUUAAUGCGUUUGUAUCUUCUAGACUAGAUUACUGUAAUGUGUUGUUAGCAGGAUGUCCAAGUAAUUUGCUGAAUAGGCUCCAGCUGAUCCAGAAUGCAGCAGCACGAGUACUGACAGGAAUUAGCAGGAGAGACCACGUCUCUCCAGUGUUAGCGUCGCUCCAUUGGUUACCCGUAAAAUUCAGAAUCCAAUUUAAAAUUUUAUUACUUGCGUAUAAAGCCCAAAACGGCUUAGCUCCGCAUUAUUUGCAAGACCUGAUAGUGCCUUAUGUUCCUGUCAGAGCUCUCCGUUCUCAGAGUGCAGGUUUACUCGUAGUUCCUAGAGUAUCUAAAUGUAGAUUUGGAGGGCGGGCGUUCUGCUAUCAGGCACCACUACUAUGGAACCAACUUCCAAUCUGGGUUAAGGAGGCUGACACCACCUCCACCUUUAAAACUAAACUUAAAACAUUUCUGUUUAGUAAAGCCUAUAGUUAGUGUUUAGUAAACCUCUAGCUGGUGUUGGUAAAUCUCUAGGUAGUGUAAACUUUAGUGUGUCAGAGUCGCUCCUGUAGUUUCUUGUGCUGGCCCCCCCUUCUCCUCCCUUUUCUCUCUUUUGUCCAUGUU